CGGAGCAGCUGAAACGGCUGCGGGGCUUCCUCCAGGCAAACAAAGAUCUAGGAGAGGAGUUCUCCUCCGAGCUUCAAGCUAUCGACUCUCUGGAGGCAAAAGGAGGAGAAGAGGGUUAAAAGAGAACCAGACAGAGUGCCUUCACCUCCACCUGCAGAGAGCGCGGCAGAUGGGCACCUGGCUCUGAGGGCGCCAUGGAGACGGAGGGCGCCGCCGUUCGCUCCAUCUACUACGGCCGUAUCGGGAGCAAAGUCACCGAGAAGCUGCUGGAGAAGUUCGGACGCGACGGCAGCUUUAUGCUGAGGGACAGCGAGACGGUGCCCGGGGCCUACUGUCUGUGCGUGAGGAAGGCGCCCUUCGUACACACCUACAGGCUGGAGCGCGGCGGCGGCGGCGGCGGCGGCGGCGGCGGCUGGUACCUCCAGGAUACAAGAGGAAGACUGCUGAGGUUUGGGACUAUUGAGUCGCUGAUCGAUCACUACAGAAGCCACCCGACUUCCCAUCAAGGCGUAGCUCCCCUCAUCCUUCCUCUGGAACGAGCGACGGUACCGAGCAACUGGAUUCAAGGACUCGUCUACAUGGAGAUGAACGGCGGCCAGUCUGGCCAGUGAGACCCCGUCGCCACGCCGACCGCUCUCGGAUCAUCUUCUUCCAUCUGUUGCUUCAGCUGAAACCUUUCCAUAUUUAUUUUUGUAUUUUCUGAUAUACAUUUUGAAAUAAAUGUAAAUGUUCUGGGAAGAUCUCUGAAGAGUGUAUGUUUUUUUGCUGGUGUGUGUGGUGAAGUUGUUUCUGCCUUGAAUUAAUGCAGCGUAAUUACGGGGCGUAAUCCUUUUGUCUGAUCUCCUGUGGUUUCCUCUCUGCAGACCUGCGUUCUUUAUCUGAGCUCCAUCGCUGCCUGUCUGCGCGAGGCGGCUUCGGCUCGCAUCCCCGACGCUUUUCUUCAGAUUUCACAGCAAAGGGAUUUCCUGUGUGCUUUAGCUAAUGGCUCUGUUUUGAACCUCUUUAUGUCUGCGGUUCACUCUCCUCCAUCUUAUCUGAAGGCAUCAGAAAGGCUACAGCAGUGAAGGAAGCGGAGGAGCGCACGGCGGGUGCACGCGCGCGUGCGAGCUGCGGGACAAGCUGUUUCACCGCAAGAGUUUUAAUUGUUCGUUUGUGCACCACAAGCCUCCACUCGCUUGUGGUAUCAGGUAAAACAAAACAAAACAAAAAAAUUUGAAGCUUUUGCAUUGGACUGCUCGUUUGCAGGGCAUGUGUGGUUUUAUUUACUUCCUUUUUGUUAUAUGAACAAAUUAAUUAUCGAGGUGUUGAAUUUGUCACCUAAACUUUUAGCUUUUGCUGCAUGCAACUGGCAUUUAAUACAGUAAAGAAUUUCACCGGACUUUUUCCCUUUUGUUUUUUUCCUUGUAAAGUCCCUUGAGACAUUUUAUUUUCCAGAAGCAUAAACAUGUCAGAAGUCUCCAAAUGGUUCAAAUUUGGGGUGAAGAAUUUGCAAUAAAAUGUUGUGCCGUUGUGUUACCCCACACCACUUUCAGUUUGUUGAUUUUGGCCCCCGGUCUGUGUAAACAUUUUGGACACCACUGCUUAUUUUGGACACCAUUUUGGACACUAAGAGCUUAUUUACAUCAAUAGCUUUUCAAAAAGAAUAGUCUAAUAUUUUUUAAAUAAAGCCUUUUCUGUUUUAUUGAACAUUGUAAGGAGUACAAGUUUUGCAGAACAUCAAAAUAAACACUGGAACAAUCUCAGCUUAGAACACACGUGCAAAAAUCAAACGACAAAACACUCAAAACAUGUGCAAACAAACAAUAUCCGAUAUGUAACAGAGUUUGUACAACUCCAGGUCAGUAUUUAGUUCCAGUUUAUUUUGCCAUCGCAGCCCUUCUCUGUUGGCUUCUCAGUAAAAGACGUAAAACCUCCACUGAACUACAAAAAAAUCCUCCACCAUGUUUCACAAAUUGCUUGUGUACCGGUGGCCUCUGUGUGUUGACAAGGGUUUAAAUUACAAUGUUCUAAAGUAAUAGACAAACCCAGAAGUACUGCGCCCGAUCGUUUUAACUGAGCGUAUUGUUUUAUUUCAGAUCAUCUCAGUCAUUUCUCCUUGUGGAGUUUUUCAAAAUUAACCUCUAGCCAACAGGUUACUUUAAAAUUGUUUUUUUUUUUUUUUUCCCCUUGAGGAAUAAU
Gambusia affinis (western mosquitofish) is the source of this 2178-nucleotide messenger RNA. RefSeq names its product SH2 domain-containing protein 1A-like. The record is from RefSeq and is a predicted model, not a curated record. Bases 195 to 611 code for a protein of 138 amino acids. The transcript has 5 exons. Lineage: Eukaryota; Metazoa; Chordata; Actinopteri; Cyprinodontiformes; Poeciliidae.